Molecule: messenger RNA, 1247 nt
Organism: Mya arenaria
Lineage: Eukaryota; Metazoa; Mollusca; Bivalvia; Myida; Myidae
Product: piercer of microtubule wall 1 protein-like
Exons: 4
Coding region: 128-445 (105 amino acids)
Biological process (GO): axoneme assembly
Cellular component (GO): axonemal microtubule
Source: RefSeq, a predicted model, not a curated record
UGGAUGUAGCGUAGCAACGCGGCACAACAAGAUUAGAGUUUUAAUAAAGAAAAACAAAAUAAACAGAGGUUUAUUAUAGAAACAUUCUUUCAUUAACCAAGAACAACUAUUCAAAAACUAAAACAAAAUGUCCGGAGAACAGGCUCAAGCUUCCCAACAGAUGGAGAACGGUAUUCCAAAGGGGUCAAAAACAUCUGAUUACUACAAAACCAGCAAUAUACCAAACAGAUUUGAAAACCCUGACUGGUUCCAGGGUUAUGGUGGUAAAACCCAGCAUCCCAUGUACAGAACCACUGCUGCUACUUAUGGCGCCAAAACACCAUCCGUUCACACCAUGCCAACAUCAUUUCACUGCAGAUCUCAGAAAUUCUCUGAGCACUUGGGAACAUGUGGCAUGUACCGAAACCAUUCGCUCAACACCAAUUUGGAUACCAGCAAUGUUUAACCAUGAAAACAUCUAGAAUGACCAUCUAAAGACUGCAUCUAAAACCAAUAAAAAUCAUGUUAAAUAUUUGACUGUGAAAACUUCUUGAAAUACCAUCGAAAGACACCAUCCAAAACCAGUAAAAAUUAUUUUCAUUGGUUUAGUCAUAUACUAAUAAAAUCAGUUACGAAAAUUGGAAUAGCAAUUGAUACGCAGUUUUUGAUUUGUUCUCAACAUAACUGCUAAAAUUUACUAUAAUUUUGUGAAAACAGAGAUUUACAAAAAUAAUAAAUGCAGAUUAGAAUAAUGUUUGUGCAGGACACAUUUCUUUCGUCAGUUAUGAAUUUUAUACAAAAAAACCACACACAUGUAUUUGCAAAGAAUAUGCAUGAACAUUAUUUGUUUUUAACAUAAUUAUAGCUUCUUUUAAUCUUUUCUUUUCCUGAAUUUGUGGAAAUAAGUUCUAUUUACACUUUAUUUAGCUAAGAAUUACCUUAUCUUAAAUCUAGAACACUUCUAUCGUCCUUGAGCUAGUACAGUUGUAUCUGACUUGAGCUAGUACAUUUGUAUCUGACUUGAGCUUGUACAUUUGUUUCUGACUUGAUCUAGUACAUUUGUUUCUGACUUGAGCUAGUACAUUUGUAUCUGACUUGAGCUUAUCAAAACUUUUCAUGUGUCUUGUCUUAUUUUAUAUUUUUCUUAUCAUAUCACCAAAAGUAUAAGUAUGUAUGUGGUUGUUAUGUUAUAAUUAUUUCGUUUCUGUGAUAACUUGUUUAUGUGUGGUAGAGAAUUUUUUGUUUUACAAUAAAUUUUUGAAAAUUUA